GUUAUUCUAAGACAGCUAUCAACUAAAUAUGAUUGAUUAGGAAUUUAUAUUUCCUCAUUUUGAAUUAUAAAUUGUACUCUCAUUGUCAUGGCUCUCUCCUAUCAUCUCUUCCAUUCACAACAUCAAAUUUCUCUUUUAUUCUCAUGAUUUGAGUAAAGGUAAACAGCUCUUAGAUCGAUUGCCAUGAUACAUGACAUUCUGCAAGCAUCUCCUUCUACUCUCACUACAAGAAAUAUUGUUUGUCGCCGCUAAUAGCCGGUGCGCAGCUAAAGAAAUUGAUAAAUAUCAGUUAAUCAAGCGGAUUUGAUCUAGGAUACAAGUGUUCCUGAUUGAUUUAAGUGAUCAAUCUAUUGAUUAUUUUCACCCUUGUCGAUUUAUAUCAAAUGAGUAGCGAAAUCCGGCAGAAGACUGAAUUGGAGGAGAGAGAAGACGAGAGGCUGAGGAAGGCAGCGGUGGAGGAGGAUGAAGUGGAAGUGGAGGAUGUCAGUGAUCAUGGGAUGUUGGGAAAACGACGUCGGAGUGUGUUCAAACUAUUGGCAUGGGACAUAGGGUUCGACUCGAGUACGCACAGGGGUUUCAACAGAGAAAAAGAUGGCAUCCCUCAAGGUUUCUACAUCCAUCCACGAGACAGAUGGUAUCGGGCAUGGGAGAAAUUCAUAUUGUUAUGGGCAGUGUACUCUUCUUUCUUCACACCAAUGGAAUUUGGGUUCUUUAGGGGAUUGCCUAAUCAUCUCUAUUUCUUAGACAUAUUUGGUCAGGUGGCUUUCUUUGUAGACGUUUUCCUCCAGUUUUUUGUUGCUUUCAGAGACAGCCAGACCUACAAGAUGGUCUCUAACCGAGACCUCAUUGCUAUUCGGUACUUGAAAUCUCAUUUCAUCUUUGAUUUACUUGCAUGUAUGCCAUGGGAUAAUAUUUAUAGGGCAACUGGAAGAAAAGAAGAAGUGAGAUGCCUUAUACUCAUUAGGUUGGUGAGGGCGCGAAAGGUUCUAGAGUUUUUCUCCAAAUUGGAAAAGGACAUACGUGUCAAGUAUCUGUUUUCAAGGAUUCUAAAGCUAAUUGUUGUUGAGCUCUACUGCACACAUACGGCAGCAUGCAUAUUCUACUAUUUGGCUACAACACUUCCAGCUGCUGAAGAAGGAUACACAUGGAUUGGGAGCCUAACACUUGGUGAUUAUAGCUACACAAACUUCAGAGACAUCGAUCUUUGGAAGCGCUAUAUAACAUCUUUAUAUUUUUCAAUUGUUACUAUGGCAACAGUUGGUUAUGGUGAUAUCCAUCCAGUGAAUUUAAGAGAGAUGAUAUUCGUAAUGUUUUAUGUCUCAUUUGACAUGGUUCUUGGUGCUUAUUUGAUCGGUAACAUUACAGCUUUAAUCGUCAAAGGAUCAAAGACAGAAAGAUAUAGAGAUAGAAUGAAAGAUCUCGUUAAGUAUAUUGAUAGAAACGGAUUAGGGAGAGACAUAUCCAAUGAAAUCAAAAAUCACCUGCGGUUACAGUAUGAUAGCAACUAUGAGGAUUCUUCUAUUAUUCAAAACCUUCCAAGCUCUAUCCGUGCUAAGAUAUCAGAAACUCUAUAUAAGUCGUACAUUGAAAAGGUUUCUCUUUUUAGGGGAUGCUCUUUGGAAUUCAUCAAUCAUAUUGUAACUAGAGUGCAAGAAGAAUUUUUUCUUCCAGGGGAAGUCAUAAUGGAACAUGGGAUUGUUGCUGAUCAACUUUAUUUCGUUUGUCAUGGCAAUCUGGAAGAGGUAGUUAUAUGUGAAGAUGGAUCUGAAGAAAUAGUAUCAGUUCUGAAACCACAUGACUCUUUUGGAGAUGUUUCCAUUCUAUGCAACGUUUCCCAGUCAUACACAGUGCGAGUUCGUGACCUAAGUCGACUUUUGCGGAUUGAUAAACAAUCUUUCUCUAAUAUCCUUGAUAUAUAUUUUCAUGAUGCACAAAAGAUUCUGAACAACCUACGAGAGGGAAAAGAAAGUGAUGCUCAAAUGAAGCAUUUGGUGAAAGAUAUCACAGCUCAUAUUCGAAUGCAAGAAGCAGAACUUGCACUCAAGGUCAAUAAUUCAGCUUAUAAUGGAGAUUUAUCUCAGCUAAAAAGUUUAAUUCGAGCUGGAGCUGACCCAAACAAGAAAGAUUAUGAUGGGAGGUCACCACUGCAUCUUGCUGCAUCAAAAGGGCAUGAAAAUAUCACUAAUUUCCUCAUUCAACAAGAAGUGGAAGUUAACAUUUCGGAUAAUUACGGAAACACGCCCUUAUUAGAAGCCAUCAAGAGGGGACAUGAUAAGAUUGUAUCCUUACUAAUCAAUCAUGGGGCCUCAUUGAAGAUAGAUGAUGCUGGUAGUUUCUUGUGUUUAUCUGUGGCAAGAGGGGACAUUGAUUUGAUCAGACGGAUGUUGUCAAAUGGUAUUGACCCAAACUCAAAAGACUAUGACUUUAGAACUCCACUUCAUGUAGCCACAUCACAAGGAUCUUAUAUAAUAGCAAAGUUGCUAGUCGAAUCAGGGGCCAAUGUUCUAUCGAAGGACAGAUGGGGUAACACUCCACUUGAUGAAGCUAGAUUAACUGGAAACAAGGUAUUGAUGAAAUUAUUAAAAGAAGCCAAAUCUUUUCGGUUGUCAGAAUUCCCUUCAAGCUCUCAGGAACCAACAGAUAAAACUACACAAAAGAAAUGUACAAUAUACCCAUUUAAGCCAUGGGAACCCCAGGAUCAAAACAAGUAUGGAGUUGUAGUAUGGGUUCCAGACACCAUUGAUGAACUCAUGAAAACAGCAGCAGAUCAUUUGAAGUUGGACCUUCAUCCCACAUCUUGUAUCAUAACAGAAGAUGUAGGUAAAAUUUUUGAUGUGAACAUGAUUACAGAUGGACAGAAGUUGUACUUAGUCACUAUUGAAGCGUGACUUUGUAUUGUUUUCUCUAUGCUAUGUUGCAAAUUUUGCCAUUCUUGCAAUACAAAUAAAAUCAGGGAGUGUUUGUGAGAUCACUAGGUGAGAUAAGCCUUGUAUAUCUUUUUUUCAUGGUUCUCCAUUUCUAUUUUAUGGUUACCAUGGGUAUAAAUUGUGUACAAUGGG
Molecule: messenger RNA, 3059 nt
Organism: Lactuca virosa
Lineage: Eukaryota; Viridiplantae; Streptophyta; Magnoliopsida; Asterales; Asteraceae
Source: the annotation of a GenBank genome assembly